Messenger RNA from Brenthis ino (lesser marbled fritillary), 663 nucleotides. The record is from the annotation of a GenBank genome assembly. NCBI's taxonomy places the organism in Eukaryota, Metazoa, Arthropoda, Insecta, Lepidoptera, Nymphalidae.
AUGCUACGCCAGAUUUUGGCAUUAACAGUAGUGGUGAUAUCAGUGUCUGGGCAUGGUCGUCUGUCAGAUCCUCCUUCUCGAGCCUCAAUGUGGAGAUAUGGCUACUCCACAGUACCCAACUAUGACGACACAGGCCUAUUUUGCGGCGGUUUUUGGAGGCACUAUGAAAUCAAUGAUGGAAAAUGCGGUAUUUGUGGAGACGCUUAUGACUUAGAGGAGCCAAGACCUCAUGAAAUCGGUGGUAUGUACGGUUCAGGCAUCAUUGUUGCUGAAUAUGAGCCUGGGCAAGUUAUUUCGCCUCUUGUAGAAAUUACCGCUUACCACGAGGGAUACUGGGUCUUCAUGAUUUGCCCAGAUCCUACAUCAAAUGACCAAUCUUGCUUCGACCAAUACCCAGUCGAACUUGAAAAGGGAGGAACGAAGUUCUACCCACCUGGCACAGGAGAAUAUAGAGUUAGUUAUCGCCUACCAGAAAACUUGACGUGCGACCAUUGCGUUCUGCAAUGGAGAUAUGUUGCUGGAAACAAUUGGGGAAUAUGUGAAGAUGGUGUAGGAAGAAUGGGAUGCGGAAAUCAAGAAAACUUCUUAGCCUGUGCUGAUAUCACAAUCAAAAGUAAAAUAAUUCCUGUUGUAAAUGCCCCUUUAAUACUUGAUAAACUAAAC